AUGACAGCUAGAGCCUUCUGGCUCCUCUGCUUGAUCAUCGGAUCGUCUCCCGACGCCCCAGGGGCGGAGGGAAAAGCCUCGCCGCCCCGCGACCGCAACCCCGACCCCGACCCCGACCCCGGCGGCGGCGGCGGCCCGAGCGCGGAGGAGCCGCCGGCCCCGCGGACACAGCCGGCCCCCGAGGCCGCUCCGCCCGCCUGGCCGGACCCGCGGCGCCGGAAGCCCCCGCCGGCCGCCGAGAACCCGACCGGCUUCCGGGAGGCCGCGCGCCCGCCCGCCGGCCCGCCGAGCCCGCGCCUCCCGCAGGCGGAGAACCGCGCGUCGUCGCGCCGCGCGCCCGCGGAGGCCCCGCCCCGCGCGCGCGCCCGCGUCCUGCGCUUCCCCGCCGCGCGCCCGCCCGCGCGCGCCCCCGACGGCCUGGCUCACCCCAACCGGGCGCGCGCCGCCGCGCCGCCCGCGCUCCCCGCGCCGCCGCCGCCGCCGCCGCCGCCGCGCCGGGACCGGCCUCGGGGCGACGCGGAGCCCGGCGCCGAGCCCUGCGCGCACGCCUGCCGCCUGGAGCUGGACGAGCGCGAGUCCUUCUGCGCCAGCGAGUUCGCAGUGAACGGCAUCGUGCACGAUGUGGACGUGGUGGGCCCGGGCAUCCAGCUGGUGACGCUGCUGGUGGACCGGGACGGGCUGUAUAAGAUGAACCGCCUGUACAUCACCCCGGACGGCUUUUUCUUCCGCGUCCACCUCUUAGCCCUGGACUCCUCCAGCUGCAACAAGACAUGCCCAGAGUUGAAACCCGGCAGCAGGUAUAUUGUGAUGGGCCACAUCUACCACAAGAGGCGGCAGCUCCCUACAGCUCUGCUCCAGGUCUUAAGAGGGCGGCUCCGGCCAGGAGAUGGACUGCUCCAGAGCAGCAGCAGCUACGUGAAAAGGUUUAACCGAAAAAGGGAUGUGCAAGUUCAAGGUGCAAUUCACACCCAAUGCAUUUGA
Molecule: messenger RNA, 981 nt
Organism: Pipistrellus nathusii (Nathusius's pipistrelle)
Lineage: Eukaryota; Metazoa; Chordata; Mammalia; Chiroptera; Vespertilionidae
Source: the annotation of a GenBank genome assembly